CGGAGGUCUCUUGGGAAGCCGGUCCAGGACUGCGUCAUGUGACGCGAGCUCUCGCCCCACCCGUCUGCAGCCACUCCCUGUCUCCCGUCCCGAAGCUCGAGAGGGCCACGUGACCCUCCCGGGGCCAGUCACGUGAGGCGCAGAUCCUGGGUGGGAGGGGGGUUGGCCUAGGGGGUCCGGAGUGGCAGGAAAGGAGGAAGAUGGCGGGGUGCAGGGGGUCUGUGUGCUGCUGCUGCAGGUGGUGCUGCUGCUGCGGUGAACGCGAGAGCCGCACGCCCGAGGAGCUGACCAUCCUCGGGGAAACACAGGAAGAGGAGGAUGAGAUCCUUCCAAGGAAAGACUAUGAGAGUCUGGACUAUGACCGCUGCAUCAAUGACCCUUACCUGGAGGUAUUGGAGACCAUGGAUAAUAAGAAAGGGCGAAGAUACGAGGCGGUGAAGUGGAUGGUGGUGUUUGCCAUUGGCGUCUGCACUGGGCUGGUGGGUCUCUUUGUGGACUUCUCCGUGCGGCUCUUCACCCAACUCAAGUUCGGAGUGGUUCAAACCUCGGUGGAGGAAUGCAGUCAGAAAGGCUGCCUUGCCCUGUCCCUCCUUGAACUCCUGGGUUUUAACUUGACCUUUGUCUUCCUGGCAAGUCUUCUUGUCUUGAUAGAGCCAGUGGCAGCAGGUUCUGGAAUCCCUGAGAUCAAGUGCUAUCUGAAUGGUGUGAAGGUGCCAGGAAUUGUCCGGCUCCGGACCCUGCUCUGCAAAGUCUUUGGGGUGCUGUUCAGUGUGGCUGGAGGGCUCUUUGUGGGGAAAGAAGGCCCCAUGAUCCACAGUGGUGCUGUGGUAGGAGCUGGCCUCCCUCAGUUUCAGAGCAUCUCCUUACGGAAGAUCCAGUUCAACUUCCCCUACUUCCGCAGUGACAGAGACAAGCGAGACUUUGUAUCAGCAGGGGCGGCUGCUGGAGUUGCUGCAGCUUUUGGGGCCCCCAUAGGGGGUACCUUGUUCAGUCUGGAGGAGGGCUCGUCUUUCUGGAACCAGGGGCUCACGUGGAAAGUGCUCUUCUGUUCCAUGUCUGCCGCCUUCAUCAACUUCUUCCGUUCUGGGAUUCAGUUUGGAAGUUGGGGCUCCUUCCAGCUGCCCGGAUUGCUGAACUUCGGUGAAUUUAAGUGCUCUGACUCUGAUAAAAAAUGUCAUCUCUGGACAGCUCUGGAUUUGGGUUUCUUCGUCGUGAUGGGGGUCAUUGGGGGCCUCCUGGGAGCCACAUUCAACUGUCUGAACAAGAGGCUUGCAAAGUAUCGUAUGCGCAACGUGCACCCGAAACCUAAGCUCGUCAGAGUCUUAGAGAGCCUCUUGGUGUCCCUGGUGACCACUGUGGUGGUGUUUGUGGCCUCCAUGGUGUUAGGAGAAUGCCGACAGAUGUCUUCUGCGAGUCAAACUGGCAAUGGCUCAUUCCAGCUCCAGGCCACAUCAGAAGAUGUGAAUUCAACCAUCAAGACGUUUUUCUGUCCCAAUGAUACCUACAAUGACAUGGCCACGCUCUUCUUCAACUCCCAGGAGUCUGCCAUCCUGCAGCUUUUCCACCAGGAUGGGACUUUCAGCCCCGUCACCUUGGCCUUAUUCUUCGCCCUCUAUUUCCUGCUGGCGUGCUGGACUUUCGGCACCUCUGUCCCCAGUGGCCUCUUCGUGCCUUCCCUGCUGUGUGGAGCAGCCUUUGGACGUUUAGUUGCCAACAUCUUGAAAAGCUACAUAGGACUGGGCCACAUCUAUUCCGGGACCUUUGCCCUGAUCGGUGCGGCGGCUUUCCUGGGUGGGGUUGUAAGGAUGACCAUCAGUCUCACAGUCAUCCUGAUCGAGUCUACCAAUGAGAUCACAUACGGGCUUCCCAUUAUGAUCACUCUGAUGGUGGCCAAGUGGACCGGAGACUUUUUCAAUAAGGGCAUUUAUGACAUCCACAUCGGCCUGCGAGGUGUGCCUCUUCUGGAGUGGGAGACAGAGGUGGAAAUGGACAAGCUGAGAGCCAGUGACAUCAUGGAGCCCAACCUGACGUACGUCUACCCACACACUCGCAUCCAGUCUCUGGUGAGCAUCCUGCGCACCACUGUCCACCACGCCUUCCCAGUGGUCACAGAGAACCGGGGCAAUGAGAAGGAGUUCAUGAAGGGCAACCAGCUCAUCAGCAACAACAUCAAGUUCAAGAAAUCCAGUAUCCUCACCCGAGCCGGUGAGCAGCGCAAGCGGGGCCAGUCCAUGAAGUCUUACCCUUCCAGCGAGCUUCGAAAUGUGUGCGAUGAGCAUGUGGCCUCAGAGGAGCCGGCAGAGAAGGAGGACCUGCUGCAGCAGAUGCUGGAGAGGAGAUACACUCCCUACCCCAACCUAUACCCUGACCAGUCCCCGAGUGAAGACUGGACCAUGGAGGAGCGCUUCCGCCCGCUGACCUUCCACGGCCUGGUCCUGCGCUCGCAGCUCGUCACCCUGCUCGUCCGAGGCGUGUGCUAUUCCGAAAGUCAGUCUAGUGCCAGCCAGCCACGCCUUUCUUAUGCUGAGAUGGCCGAGGACUAUCCAAGGUAUCCAGACAUACAUGACCUGGAUCUCACACUGCUGAAUCCCCGGAUGAUUGUGGAUGUCACCCCAUAUAUGAACCCUUCACCAUUCACUGUCUCCCCCAACACCCAUGUUUCCCAAGUUUUCAACCUGUUCAGAACCAUGGGCCUGCGCCAUUUGCCAGUGGUGAAUGCAGUGGGAGAGAUCGUGGGGAUCAUCACACGACACAACUUGACGUAUGAGUUCCUGCAGGCCCGGCUUCGGCAGCAUUACCAGACCCUCUGACAGUUGAGCCCGGCUGCCACCUGCCAGCCCAUUCUCCCAGAGAUACCUCUGCAGGGGGCUUGCUCACACACUGGCCCCCACAGCUGGCAUGAAGGCUCCCAGUCACCCACUUGCCCGGAGUCCUGGAAGAUUGGGGUCAGAGGUUUGGGGGAUGUGUUGAGCAGAAAGUUGGGGUCUUACUAACUUUCUCAACAAGAAUUUUCCGUUUCCUGUUCCCCAGGCUCCCCUAGAGACGUCAGGGUGAAAUCAGGCUGGGUCCUGGGUAGGCACUUGGUGUUUCUCUGUUGCUGUUUCUCAGAGAGCCCGGCUGUUGCCCGGACCCUUCUGGGAGGGGUGUGGACGGAGGCAAACAUUGGGAUGUUAUUUGCGUAUCACGUUCAUUACUAAGUUCCGGAAUUGGGCCCUGAGAACUGUUGCCCAUGUUCGGGGAGGCCCAGGAUCAAACCCAGGACCUCAGAUACACUAGAGUUCUCUCCUCUUCAUUGGCCUAUUUCUUCUCAUCUGUUUCCUAGGAGCGAGCACGUGCUCUGCUCUCGCCCUGUGGCCUGAAUCAGACCCACAGAGCACUAAAACCCCAGGUCUCCCCUCGCUGGAAGCGUUCAGUAGCCCCAUUCACCAGUUCCACCUGGUCUCCCGGGAACACAUGCCCUCCAUCCAUCCUCAGUUCAUUCCUCCCCACAACUACUGGACUUUCUAAGCCUUCAUCUCUCGUCCUGGUGGUGCAGCCACAGCUUUGUCUUGGACUCAUUCCCAAAGUUAACCAAAAUUGAGGAGCCCCUAGACAGAACUGCUACCCCAAGCCCUAGUGAAUUUGGAAUCGCUCUACAAGCUGGCAAACAGGCUGCUCUGAGCCAGGGCCAGUCAAAGGUUCGGUUCCUCUCAUGGUCACUGCUCACACCCUGCUCCCAUGCCACCCCCCAGUCAGCUCUCUUACUGAGGACUUGAAGAGGAACUUGUGCAGCUGCUGGUCUCAGGGCUGGGGAGGGAGUGGGAUGCUCUUGUCCCUUGUGCCUCACUGGUUUUUCAUGGCUUCAUUCUCCCCUGGCUGCUGGUCCUCUCUGAGUUGGCAUCUCUGUGAACAUCCAGGUAGAGACAUCAGCACUCAUUUUCCUGCAACCUAGGCCCUGUGGUAGGUGUUCUUUGGAUACCAGGUGACAUUCAUUUGUAUUCCAUGCUGGUUUUUUCUUUUUCUUUUUUCUUUUUUCUUUUCUUUUCUUUUUCUUUUUU
This is a messenger RNA of Peromyscus leucopus (white-footed mouse), 4037 nucleotides long. RefSeq names its product chloride voltage-gated channel 6 (gene Clcn6). Lineage: Eukaryota; Metazoa; Chordata; Mammalia; Rodentia; Cricetidae. The record is from RefSeq and is a predicted model, not a curated record. Gene Ontology annotation, biological process: chloride transport; transmembrane transport. Gene Ontology annotation, cellular component: intracellular membrane-bounded organelle; lysosomal membrane. Gene Ontology annotation, molecular function: voltage-gated chloride channel activity.